Molecule: messenger RNA, 1933 nt
Organism: Hymenoscyphus albidus
Lineage: Eukaryota; Fungi; Ascomycota; Leotiomycetes; Helotiales; Helotiaceae
Source: the annotation of a GenBank genome assembly
CCCAUCUUCAACAAGAAGUAGUGGAGGUAAAUGUACCUAUAUUCAGAAACCUCAGCCCGUUCAACUCAAACCCCAAGCAAACCUACCCUACCAGCCUACCAGCCUACCAGCCUACUCACCUACACUCCAAUCGCAAUGGUGGUCUCAGCAUCUUUCCAAGUAAGUCAAUUUUUCGUCAUGACGUAUUCAUGAGAACACCCAACACUCCUUGCCAGCCGCAGGCGUCACCCACCACCCCCUCAACACUCCUUUUCCCGAGCAAUCCGUUGAUCCCGGUCAUGGACUGUCACGUGUAUCACUUCAAUUCUUACCACCUCCCAAUUCACAGACACUCUUUGCGGUGCCGAUGACCUGUGAAAGCUGUGUCCAAGAUAUCUCAGCAUCAUUGUUUAAAUUAAGUGGAAUUGAGAAAUUUGAAGCAAAUCUCAAGGACCAACUUGUGUCGAUCGAAGGAACAGGUUCGUACGACCUCAAGUGUUCUAAGAGGGAAGGAGGGACCCGUCAAAGCACAAGACUGACGUUUACGUGCAGCUGCGCCUUCAGCAAUUGUUGCAGCCAUCCAAGCGACUGGUCGAGACGCCAUCCUUAGAGGAUCAGGAGGUACCGAUGGUAAGCAUGGCCGCUGGAAUCUUCUUUACGAGAAAUGCUGAAGCGCAAAGGUGCGGCGGUUUGCAUUCUCGAGACGCAUUCUACGACAGUCGCCGACAAAGUUAAGGGAUUGGCACGUAUGGUACAAGUUUCUCCAACCUUGACAUUAGUUGACCUUACAAUCCGUGGUCUAUCACCCGGCACUUAUUGGGCCACGAUCAGAGAAACGGGAGAUAUAUCUCAGGGUGUUGUAUCAACGAGAGGUAUUUGGAUCGACCCUAGAGAAAACUCGCUUCGCCCACGAGGCUUCCUAGGGACGGUACAGGUAGGCAAGGAUGGGAUUGGAAGUGUCUUUCUCGACAAGCCUGUUCAGAUAUGGGAAAUGAUAGGUAGGGGAAUGAUUGUAUCAAAGCAACAUGAUGAGAGCACGAGCUUCAAAAAAAACGACGAGAAUACUUUGGUAGGCGUCAUUGCCAGGAGUGCAGGAGUGUGGGACAACAACAAGACGGUAUGCUCAUGUUCAGGGAAAACUUUGUGGGAAGAGCGGACAGACGAAGUGAAGAAGGGCAUGCUGUAGUCAUAUAUGGUACGACAAAGUGGGCUUCCAGCAAAGUUAUGGGGUGAUUUGUGGCGUGGCUACCAGCAGGCAAGGUUAUUUCGCGGUGAUGGCAAAAUGAGAAUGGCACCAUGGUACAGUAGCACCAACGAAAGGGGGAAUAGUAUGGAAGUGGAAGUGGAAGUGGAAGUGGAAGUGGAAGUGGAAGUGGAAGUGGAAGAACAAGAAAGCAAAGAUUGACCCAUUUCAGCCGAAUUUGCGACUCUGGCUCUUCGUGGCAGCUGUCAAACUUCCAAUUUUCAUGCAGGUGGGCACUCGUCGAGCAAGCCAUUGGCGAUCGAAUCGAACACAUGAAGAUCAGGCUUUUCGUAACUUCGUUAGUGAGAGAUGAAAGGCUACCCCCCACCUCCACCCGCACAAGCAGAGCAGUGGCAGGCGAGCCAAAGUUGAGACGAUAGUGCAACGCCGGUGUUCUGUGGAUCAGCCAGUUGAGCCGUCAUGCGAUGUAGAGUGACAUGGAGUGACUUCCAGGAUCGUGGACGCGGUACAAUUUAGUGGUCCUUACUUCAAAGUACGGAGUAAUUGUGGAUUGUUUUUACUUCUUGUACUUGUGGGUACAGGUACCGUACGGACUGAAUACUGGUAUCUCCGUAGGUAAAACCACUUGUCAGUGAUUCCUCUGCCAGCGACGUUCUCAAACGAGCGUGAGGCAAGCGAGUUUCGUCCAGCCUUAUCGAGCUUUCUCUGACGCACCAAGUGUUUUGCGCCACCUUCGAGCGGCAAGCCCAC